UGUAGGCAGGAAGAAAAUAAUCAUCACCCUCAAAAAUGAAGGUUUCAAUAUGUUUUAUCAUUUUUAUUAUUUCAGUUUCUUUAGCAGCUUGCGAUGAUUCAACCUUGGAAAGCUUUCUCCAAUGCCUUCCUACUCAUGUUAACUCCUCUAACCCAAUAGCAAAAGCCAUACAUAAGCCUUCUGAUCCCUCUUUUCAAUCCACCUUAGAAGCCUAUGUGAAAAACCUGAGAUUUCUGACCCCUACAACCCCAAAACCUCUUGCUAUUAUAGCCGCCACACAUGAAUCCCAUGUCCAAGCAACUGUUAUUUGUGCCAAGUCUCAUGGCUUGCAGAUCAGGAUUCGGAGUGGUGGCCAUGAUUUCGAGGGUCUUUCCUACACAUCAAAAGUGCCAUUUAUCAUCCUUGACAUGUUCAAUUUUCGCAAAAUUGUUGUUCAGCCUUACCAGGAAGCUGCAUGGGUUGAAGCAGGAGCAACCCUUGGUGAACUUUACUAUCAGAUUGCCAGUCAAAGCAGCAUCCAUGCUUUUCCUGCUGGGAUCUGCCCUACUGUAGGCACUGGAGGUCACUUUAGUGGAGGAGGAUAUGGGAACUUGAUGAGAAAAUUUGGUCUCUCUGUGGACAAUAUCGAUGAUGCACGAAUAGUUGAUGCCAAUGGUAGAAUUCUCGACAGACGAACCAUGGGAGAAGAUCUAUUUUGGGCACUUAGAGGUGGUGGCGGAGCAAGCUUUGGGGUCAUUCUUUCUUGGAGGAUCAAAUUGGUUAGAAUUCCUGAAAAAGUAACCGUAUUCAGGGUGGGCAGGACUUUAGAACAAGGUGCAACUGACAUCGUUUAUCGGUGGCAGGAAGUUGCUCCUGAGCUAGAUAAUGAUCUUUUCAUAAGAGUAAUGCCAACAAUUGCGAACGGUACACGCAAGGGUGAGAAGACGAUUCAAGUACUUUUCAUUGGCAUGUUUCUUGGAAAAACGGACAGACUUCUUCCAUUGAUUAAUAAGAGCUUUCCUGAGUUGGGUUUGCAGCGAAAGGAUUGCGAUGAAGUAAGCUGGAUAGAAUCAACACUUUUCUGGGCAGAGUUUCCCAAAGGAACCCCCAUUGAUGUUCUACUCCAGAGACAUAACACAACACUAUUCCUUUCCAAAGCUAAGUCUGAUUAUGUAAAAGAUGUGAUUCCAAAGUCUGGUCUUGAGGCAAUUUGGAAGUCGAUGCUUAAAGUGGGGCGGAUGUUCAUGCAAUUUAACCCUUAUGGAGGAAGAAUGAGUGAACUUGCAGAAACUAGCAGUCCAUUCCCUCAUAGAGCUGGAACCAGGUUCUUGAUUCUAUAUUCUACGAAUUGGGAAGAAAAAGAUGGGAUUGAUACAGAAAAGCAGGUAAAUUUGUUAAGAGAAAUGUAUGAUGCAACGGCUCCAUACAUGACCAAGGAACCAAGAGAGGCUUUUCUCAACUAUAGAGAUCUUGAUAUUGGUAGCAAUCCAAGCAACCAUACAGACUUUAAGACAUCUAAAGUUUAUGGGCUCAAGUAUUUCAAGAACAACUUCUUCAGGUUGACAGAGGUGAAAGCCAGAGUUGACCCCGAUAAUUUCUUCAAUCAUGAACAAAGUAUUCCACCACGAUAUGCUAAUCAUAAUUAAUCGAGUAAUUAACUUAUUGUUAAGUUCAUGUAUUACUUAUAAUGAUAGAAUUAUCAAAUAUAUAGAAUAACAUCCGUUGCUUUGCUCAUGAAUGGCAUCAAUGAAAACUUUUUUACUUUCUUUUCAUACAA
Hevea brasiliensis (rubber tree) is the source of this 1756-nucleotide messenger RNA. Its product is annotated as berberine bridge enzyme-like 7. NCBI's taxonomy places the organism in Eukaryota, Viridiplantae, Streptophyta, Magnoliopsida, Malpighiales, Euphorbiaceae. The record is from RefSeq and is a predicted model, not a curated record. Gene Ontology annotation, molecular function: FAD binding; oxidoreductase activity. Bases 36 to 1625 code for a protein of 529 amino acids. The transcript has a single exon.